Molecule: messenger RNA, 2639 nt
Organism: Linum trigynum
Lineage: Eukaryota; Viridiplantae; Streptophyta; Magnoliopsida; Malpighiales; Linaceae
Source: the annotation of a GenBank genome assembly
UAUCUUUUCGUACAAAUUCUACCGUCUAAAACUUCGUAUCCUCAACAAAUUUGGACUUUUCUCAAUAAUUUGAAACAAUAAUAGAUAGCCUCACCUAACUAAUAUUUGUAAUCUCCUCGAGAAAUUAUAGCACACAAAUUCCACGAACCAAGUAGUUGAACUCCCACUAACAAACUUCUAAGCCCAAAAGCUGGCCAUCAAAUUACCAACCCAUUGACUCUCCUCUUAGUCGUCGUCCCCCCCAAAACACCCAAAUAUAUAUAUAUAUAUAUAUAAACAUCCCCUCCUCCACCCUCCAAAACACCCAACAGAAAACCGAAAUCCUCCCACCUUCAAACACCAACAAAAUCUCACAUACCAACAUCAGCCAACGUCAAAGCUCAUCGUUUCCCCACGAAGUCUGUCCAACAAAUGGCUUCAACCGGGCUCCGAUUCGCCCUAGUUAUGGUCGCCGUGGCACUGACGUACACCGCCGGCGUUGCUACAGCGCAGUCAUCGUCGGGCUGCACCACCGCCUUGAUCGGCCUGUCUCCAUGCCUGAACUACAUCUCGGGGAACACCUCCAGACCGUCGGGCUCCUGCUGCUCGCAGCUCGGCAGCGUCGUGUCGUCGCAGCCGCAGUGCCUGUGCCAGCUGGUCAACGGCGGCGGUUCGUCGCUCGGCAUCACCAUCAACCAGACCCGCGCUCUCGGCCUCCCCUCCGCUUGUAGGGUCCAGACCCCGCCCGUCAGCCGCUGCAAUGGAGGAAAUGCACCGUCGGGUUCGCCUGCGUCGGGAGGAGGGAGUCCACCGUCAGAUUCAUCCAACGGCAACCCCGGGACACCCGCCGGCGGGUCGACCCCAAACACGCCUUCAGACGACGGUGGUAAUUCUGAUAACACGGUCCCGACGACGAUUGGGACAUCCGGUGGCAGUAUUGCCGUCGGGAGGAAUAUGGAGCUGCAUGUGACGCUUUUCAUAGUGCUUGUUGCUUCAUCGUUUGCCUGGUUGUGAGGCUGGUUCUCUCAGGAAGGCUAGCUUUUGAAGGAUUAUGAAGAAAGGAUUUCUGUUUAAUUAUUUGCAUGCUGGACCUUGUGCCAUUUUUCUUACAAUAAUUAUCGAGUUUUUGGACUUACUAUCUGCGGAUUUUGUGUAUCAUUUUGAGUGUAUUAUUAAACGGUCCUGUAUGGAUUUUAUCAUUUCUUAUAGUUGCGUGGUGCAUAUAUGUAUCAGUAUUAUAUAAGCCGAAAUUCAUUCUUCGUUUCUUAAAUCGACUUCAUCAAGUGAUAUCGGUUCUAUUAAUUAGCGAAUUGUUCAUAUCGACGGAAAAAAAAAAAAAAAAAAGAGACGUGAUAUUUGACUUCCGUGACUUGAAUUUAAUAAACUACUUACUAAGAAAUAAUGAAGAGUUGUAGCCCCUAACAAAAGAAGAGGCAAUUUCUACCAAAAAGAGAGAAAAAAAAUAAGAGGCAAUUUAAUAAAUGGAUAAUGGAUAUUAUUACCCAAAAUGCUUUCGAAUUAUAGCUACUAAAAUUUGUAGAGGACAUAAGUUCGCGUGGCCUAAUGGAGAAGGCCCUCGCCUCCGGAGCGGGAGAUUGUGGGUUCGAGUCCCACCGUGAACGAGUUUCUUCUUUUUUCAAAGAAAAUUAUAGUAAUUGUUGGGGUGUUACUAGCAACGCCAAAUCGAGAAAGCUGGCGCACGUAGUGACGCUAAUAGUUGUUUUUUUAUAUAUAUUAGUGACGCUUAUCCGGGAGGUGGCGCCUAAUCGAGCGGUGAUGCUAAACCGAAGAAGCGCAACGUGCAUCGCCCCCUACAACUAUAUAAGUUCUUCCAAAUCCUCCAAGAAAUUGCUUUGGUGCCAUUGGCAUGGUUUUGUGUCCGACUACUAUAAUUUGUUUAUAUGGGUUUGUCGAGUAUUUAUAGGGCCGAGGUUUGCCGUGUUUGAUGGAUUUCCCUUUUCACAAAAAAAAAAUCUUACAAUUCAUGAAUAUUGUUAUAGGAUAUAUCGGGUCUGAAUAUUGUUAUUUAUGGUCAAAAUUAGACACAUGAUGCAUAUUACUUAAAGAAAUGCCGAAGAUCAAACUAAAGUUUCGAUGCUUUUCAUUUGUACUCAAAUAGACCUAUUUAAAUCGGAUCUAAAUUAAUUGAUUUAAAUCAUAUCCAACCCAAAAUUAAUAAGAAUGCCAUUAAUUCGGUGCAUCUCAGUCAAACCUAAUAAUUUUAUAAAUCAUGACAAUAUGAUCAAAUUACCUAAUAAAAUCCAUCCAUUACCAUUUAUGGGGCUAGUUCCUUGUACUAGUAGCAUGGUUGUCAAACCGGUUUCGUGCCGGCCGGUUCAACCGGGUACAAUCGGUACCGGUCACCAAACCGGCUGGAAAGAGGCCGGUAUUUAACUUUGGUCAGAUCUGGUCAAUGCCGGUCAAAUUCGGUCAAUUCCGGAAAUUCCGGCCGGUUAGACCAGAAACCGGAAUUCAAAUGUACACAUAUUUUAUCCAAAAAUAAACACCUUCGAUAGGAUUUGAACCAAGUACCUCAUGUUUAUUUUAGUAUCACUUAUACACCAGUAGGCUAUAAGCAAAUUUGUUGUACAUAUUAACCUUAUAUAUUAUAUAUCCAAUACUUAAUUUUACACAAAUCAUUAUAAACAUUAAUAAAAUUC